AGCAAGGAGGACUGUGUCGCGCGUCAGCUUGUCCUUACAGAAAAAAAAAGAAAAUUACAAGAAAAUGAACCCAAAUAUCUCCGUUUUCUGUUUAUCUCUGCUUUUACUGCUUCAUUUCGUAGGAGCCAAAUCCGUUUCGGAUCUACAGAGUUUAAAGCAGCUUCUAGAAGAGGAGAUCAACGCCGCGCCAUAUUACUCCUCUGAGGAGAUGGAGGUGGGGGGGAAGGAUGCACGCGCAGACAAGUCGGUGUUCGGAGCUCCAGAGCAGCACCCGUGGGACUCCUCCGACCCCGACAACUCGGCACUGGCUGCUAAACAAAACGACCCCACGCGUCUCUUCAAGGACCUCAUGAGGACCUCCAAGCGCUCGUGGAGCCGGUACAAGAAGGGCGGGCUGAGGAGCUGCUUCGGGGUCCGGCUAGAGAGGAUCGGGUCCUUCAGCGGACUGGGAUGCUGAAGCUGAAGGCGCGGACGACUCGGGGGUGCUCAUCUGCACAUCAGUGUGACCCUAACCAACCGCCGGGCUCCUCUCACAGUCACACGUCAAAGGGCGGGUACUGAAGUCUCUCCCGUCCAUGGUCCUCAUUCAGAGCUGUGAUUUCCGUUCCCAUAUGUAAACUAUUAAAAAAUAAAUUAUUGUAAAUGUAUUUAUUAUUUAUUUUUAUUUUUCUGUUGGAUAAAGUAGAGCUG
This is a messenger RNA of Etheostoma spectabile (orangethroat darter), 690 nucleotides long. RefSeq names its product natriuretic peptide A-like (gene nppal). The record is from RefSeq and is a predicted model, not a curated record. Bases 65 to 457 code for a protein of 130 amino acids. Gene Ontology annotation, cellular component: extracellular region. Lineage: Eukaryota; Metazoa; Chordata; Actinopteri; Perciformes; Percidae. The transcript has 3 exons. Gene Ontology annotation, biological process: cGMP biosynthetic process; receptor guanylyl cyclase signaling pathway. Gene Ontology annotation, molecular function: hormone activity.